GACGUGCCUGGGGGACCCAGGCGCUCGGGGCGCUAGAGAGGCGAGCCCCGGCAGCCCUCGGCCGCUUCUCCCCGUCUCAAAGGGCAAAUGGGGAUGAGGGUGUGGAGUCCCCCUGGGUGUUGUCCACAAUGCUCGAGGGGUUCUGACUCCACUUCCGGUGCCAGCCCCCGUCCUUCAGGGGCCUUCGUGUCACCACGGUGGCCAACCUUUUUGGCAGGAGUGGGUGGAAUCCGCCCUGACCUGCCAAUGCCUGUUGGGCUUGCUGACGGCUGCCUCGUUGCUGAUUCCCCUGGUUCUGCUCCAUCUCCAACCUCUUCAACGGCAGUUCAACUCACACUGGCUGCACCCGAAGCGUCACCGCCAGCUGCGGGUGACCGCACAGUGCCUCAGGGCAUUGUUGAGGUGGCGCUGUCGCUCCUUUCUCUUAGGUGGGGUGGAGAUGCUGAGGUUGGGCAGCCGGGAGCUGGUCAGCACGGAUGCCUCCCAGAACGGUUGGGGGGGUGUGACCAAGGGCAGGUCAGCCAGCGGCUGUUGGCUACCCCCUUGGAGCGGCAGGCACAUCAAUACACUAGAGCUCCAAGCUGUACUACUGGCCUUGCGGCCUUUUCUUCCACAUCUGAAGGGAAGACAUGUCCUGGUAAGAACAGACAACACCACAGUGGUGGCUUACAUCAACCAUCGGGGUGGACUGAGGUCCCACCGCCUCAAUCUUAUGGCAUGGGAGCUCCUUCUCUAGGCUCAGGGACAUCUAGCGUCUCUACGCGCAGUGCACAUACCUGGCAUCCUGAAUGUGCAGCGGAUAUGCUCUCAAGGGAGGGCCCGCCACCUUGGGACUGGAGCCUACAUCCCCAGUUCGGGAGGGCGCAGGUGGACCUGUUUGUCUCCCUGGACAAUGCACACUGUCCCUGUGGUACUCCAUGUCAGAGCAAACAGGGCCUCUGGGCUUAGAUGCUCUGGCUCACGAUUGGCCAGGGCUGGAGCUUUACGUAUUCCCCCCUUUUCCCCUGAUCCAGGCUGUGCUGGACAGGACCAGGAUGGUGGAUCAUCGUCUGCUGCUGGUGGCCCCAUACUGGCCCAGACGACCCUGGUUCAGCCUUCUCCUGUCCCUGUUGUCUGGGACACCUAGGCAACUGCCCCUGAGACCCGACCUGCUGUCUCAGGCCGGGAGAACUCUGUGGCAUCCGAGACCGCACCGCCUCAGUCUGUGGGCUUGGCCGCUGAACGGCAUCAAUGGUCCAUGUUAGGACUACUGGAGGGCGUAAUGUACACCAUGCAGAGCGCAAGGGCACCGGCUACUACCGCGGCAUACCAGUUGCGUUGGCGGUUGUUCUGCUCUUGGUGCACUGGUAUUGAGGUUGUGCCCGAGUCAUGCGGGGUGCAGUAUGUCCACCAAUACCUGCAGUCUCACUUGGAUGAGGGCUUGGCAGCCUCUACACUGAGAGGGUAUUUGACCGCUAUAUCUGCCUGCCAUGUGGGGUGGAUGGACAGCCCAGUGGGGUGCCAUCCCUUGGUCUCCAGGUUUAUGAAGGGUUUUCAUUGCCUGUGUCCAGCUAGCACCCGCUCAAUGGCAAGCUGGGAUCUGGAUGUGGUCUUGGCAGCUUUGGCAAAGCCGCCUUUCGAACAGUUGGAGUCUGCCUCCCUGAAACACCUCUCUAUGAAGGUGGCUUUCUUGGUAGCGAUUACUUCCAUGAAGAGGGUGGGUGAGCUCCAUGCUCUUUCGGUAAGUUCUGAGUGCUACUGGAUGGACCCCGGGGGGAGGAGUAUAUCUCUCCUCUCCAACCCUUCAUUCCUCCCGAAGGUUCUGUCAGACAGGCAUGUGAACAUCCCUUUUAUCCUGUCUGCUUACGACCCCCCGGGAGUGGCAGGGGACUCUGGGCCUCCCUCCGGCAUGCUGUGCCCUGUGCGGACACUGGCUGCCUAUGUGGAGUGGACAUGGUCAGUGAGAACAACAGACCAGCUUUUAGUCCGCUAUGAUGAGAAAGUCCUGGGGGCUGGGUUAUCAAAGCAGAGGCUCUCUCACUGGAUUGUGGUCACAAUUACGACAGCAUACCGCCUGGCUGGCAAGCCAGUGCUGCGAUCUGUGGUGGCACAUUCAACACGAGGUGUGGCUGCAUCCUGGGCUCUACUGAGAGGAGUGCCCCUCGCUGAUAUCUGUGCUGCGGCCAGCUGGGCUUCCUCUUGUACCUUUGCUAGGUACUAUCGGGUAAAUGUGGCACCUCCCUCUGAGGUUGGUUCAGCGGUCCUGGGCAUCGCCUCCCCUUCCGGGGACUGUGCCAGGACCCCUCUUCCACAUUGAUGGCCCCUGCGUCUCGGUCCCGCGCUGGGAAUUAGCCGCUGGCUGGCCAGGUCCCUCUAGCACCGAAUAAAUCUGGUACGGGUAUACCAAUAUAUUGGAGUGAUCCAAUAUAGUGAAACAUAACGAAGGUUACAUAUGUAACCAAGGUUAUGUGAGCUAUAUGGAUCACUCCAAUCCUCUACGGUGCUCGAGGCGCCUCAGAAAUGAUGUAGAGAAUGUGUGUCGCAGCCAUGGGGUCUAUAUAUAGGGGCGUACCCCAGCCGUGACACAGGUGUACGAGUGAAUCUAUAAAUCCUCACCUCGGAUGUAUCCCUCUGCUGCGGAGUGAUGCCAAUAUAUUGGAGUGGUGCAUAUAGCUCACAUAACCGUGGUUACAUACGUAACCUUCGUUUUCGACACACCCACUACUUUCCUGUCGACACACCCACUUGCCCAUACUUCGGUCGCCAUAUUGGGAUGCAGCUACCCCCUUCUCUGAGAGUCUCAUCUUUCGAUAGGUGCGCAUUCUUUUCUGCGCAAAACGGUUCAAUGGUGCCACGCAAACUGUGCUGAUCCUUCAAGUGGCACCAGUUUAACACAACAGGAAUCGGAUAAAGGACACCAUGGGCAUCAAAUUUUUGGAAGUCAUAAAGCCGUUUUGUGCGGUCUUACCCGAGAUUCAGAAACCAGAGAGAAAGAUUCAGUUCAGAGAAAAAGUACUAUGGACUGCCAUCACUCUCUUCAUCUUCCUGGUGUGCUGCCAGAUUCCCCUCUUUGGCAUCAUGUCCUCGGACUCUGCAGAUCCCUUCUACUGGAUGAGAGUAAUCCUGGCCUCCAACAGAGGUACUCUGAUGGAGCUGGGUAUCUCGCCCAUUGUUACCUCUGGUCUCAUCAUGCAGCUGCUGGCUGGAGCCAAGAUCAUUGAGGUUGGAGACACCCCCAAGGACAGAGCACUCUUCAAUGGAGCACAGAAAUUGUUUGGCAUGAUCAUCACCAUUGGGCAGGCCAUUGUUUACGUGAUGACUGGCAUGUACGGAGACCCCUCAGAGAUGGGUGCUGGGAUCUGCCUGCUCAUCAUCAUUCAGCUGUUUGUGGCAGGUCUGAUUGUGCUGCUGCUGGAUGAGCUGCUGCAGAAGGGCUAUGGUCUAGGCUCUGGUAUCUCCCUGUUCAUUGCCACCAACAUCUGUGAGACCAUCGUCUGGAAGGCCUUCAGUCCCACUACUGUCAACACUGGGAGAGGAACGGAGUUUGAAGGUGCUGUCAUUGCCCUGUUCCACCUGUUGGCAACCCGCACAGACAAGGUGCGCGCCCUGAGAGAGGCCUUCUACCGUCAGAACCUGCCUAACCUCUUGAACCUCAUCGCCACAGUCUUCGUCUUUGCUGUAGUGAUAUACUUCCAGGGCUUCAGGGUGGACCUGCCCAUCAAGUCUGCCCGUUACCGUGGCCAGUACAACACCUAUCCCAUCAAGCUCUUCUACACCUCCAACAUUCCCAUCAUCCUCCAGUCUGCCCUUGUGUCCAACCUGUACGUCAUCUCUCAGAUGCUCUCCACGCGAUUCAGUGGCAACUUUCUGGUUAACCUGCUAGGCACCUGGUCUGAUACUUCCACUGGAGGACCAGCUCGUGCCUACCCAGUUGGAGGUCUCUGCUACUACCUCUCUCCCCCGGAGUCCUUUGGUUCUGUUUUGGAUGACCCCAUCCAUGCUGCAAUCUACAUAGUCUUCAUGCUGGGCUCCUGUGCCUUCUUCUCGAAGACAUGGAUCGAGGUUUCAGGAUCCUCGGCCAAAGAUGUGGCUAAGCAGCUGAAGGAACAGCAGAUGGUGAUGAGGGGACACCGAGAGACCUCCAUGGUGCACGAGCUCAACCGGUACAUCCCCACGGCUGCAGCUUUCGGUGGCCUAUGCAUAGGUGGGCUGUCCGUCAUGGCGGACUUUCUGGGCGCCAUCGGUUCGGGUACUGGAAUUCUAUUGGCAGUGACCAUCAUCUACCAGUACUUUGAGAUCUUCGUCAAGGAGCAGAGUGAAAUGGGCAGCAUGGGAGCGCUGCUAUUCUAGAAACACCCUCCAACAGGCACCACAGACACACAGCCUCCACCCUUUAUAAAUUACUUACUUUUUAUUUUGCAUUGUAUCUAAUGCGCACAAAUCAGUACAUUCUGCCUCUGCGACCUCUUUCUCAGCUUCUUUGUGUUCCCAGAAGCUCUUGAGGGCUCAUGCAGACUGGAUCUCACUGGGAAAGAUAGAUGGUACUUGACCCAGUGUUCAGGAUGGAAUUGCGUCUGUUCUGUCCCGUUGUUUUGUUUUUCAAUACCAUUUACCCUCUCUUCUAUAGAAGCUUGCUCAAGGAAAUUGAAGACUGACACCAUUUUAAAGGAGUCUGUUCUUAAACCAACAAGCUGGACAUUUUUGGACAUUUUUGGAGAGUGGAAAGAAAGUCAUGUCAUGUUCAUUUCAGGUCAUUGUAAGCUGUGCAUGGGGUUUGAAGAGCCACAUUGGGGUAAAGAAAGUAUAAAUAUACUUGUACAUUCUUUAAAUGGCUCUGGGAAUCUCCAAUGAGCUUUGUUGAUUUUCAUUUACUUUAAAAAAAUGUUUAAUCAUGGAAUAUAUUUGUAUUCAUGCUGGUCUUAUCAAUAGCAUAUGUUAGUACUUUGUGUCUGGGUCCUAAAGGAAAGUGUUUGUGUUGUGGUCUUUUAUUCCCAGACAAUCGCGGUAGAAACUGCUGAUGUCAUUGGAUGACGAUGGGUUUGGUAGGAAUGGAAUGGGGUUUCAUUUAGUGUUUUUUACUUUCUGUAUUGGACAUAAUUAUGACAUUUGACUAGGAUUUUAUUUUAUAGAUCCUCAUCCCCCACUGAAAACCAUCAGUGACCCCCAAAUAAAACACUACCAUGGACAUAGGGCCUAUGUCUUUGUUCAGGCCAAUAUUUUUCAAUAAAAGCUAGAAAACAACA
This is a messenger RNA of Salvelinus namaycush (lake trout), 5222 nucleotides long. RefSeq names its product protein transport protein Sec61 subunit alpha. The transcript has 13 exons. Gene Ontology annotation, biological process: SRP-dependent cotranslational protein targeting to membrane, translocation; post-translational protein targeting to membrane, translocation. The coding region runs from base 2899 to 4329 and encodes 476 amino acids. Gene Ontology annotation, cellular component: Sec61 translocon complex; membrane. NCBI's taxonomy places the organism in Eukaryota, Metazoa, Chordata, Actinopteri, Salmoniformes, Salmonidae. Gene Ontology annotation, molecular function: ribosome binding; transmembrane protein transporter activity; signal sequence receptor activity. The record is from RefSeq and is a predicted model, not a curated record.